Molecule: messenger RNA, 674 nt
Organism: Paramecium sonneborni
Lineage: Eukaryota; Ciliophora; Oligohymenophorea; Peniculida; Parameciidae
Source: the annotation of a GenBank genome assembly
AAAUAAUAUUAAUAUGUCAGAUUAGAUCAUAAAUUUUACAGAAUUAUAAAAGGAAUAUGGUGAAAUGGCUUAAAUGAUCAUUCAAAACUUCGAAUCUACUUGUUUCGAUUAAAGAACGGAAGGAUUUCUUUAAGGAAUGCUAAAUAAAGAUUGGGUUUAGGCCAUGAUUGAAAGUGGAGCUUUAAAGGAAUCUGCAGGGUAUAAGUUAAAUUACUACCCAGUUACAUCAAGGCUGGUCCAUUUAUCAAUACAUUAAAAAAUUUUCAUGAUUUUGUAAAUGAUCAUCGUAUAUUUAUUCAAUAUCCUGAAAACUAACCUGCAGCGCCAGAUCGACCACAAUAUCGAUUAAAAGACGAAUUUAAUGAUGAUAAAAAAUUGUAAGCUUAUGAUUAUUUUCAUCCAAUAAUUGAAUAAGCACGAUUACUCAAAUUAGAAAUGUCUAAAUACUCUGGCUCACAAGUGUCUGAUAAUAUUUUCCUAGCUGAAGGUAAAUUAAACAUAAAUUUAUUUAAGGGGAAAAGAUUAAGAAAAUGCAUGAGGAACUUAAAUAGCAAAUCGAAAUAUAAAGAAGAGCAUCAAAGCCAGUGGAAGUAAAUUAAUAAGUUUUAGAUACAGUUUUUGUGGAUCCUGCUUUAGCAAGUAGUAAAUGUUGUAAUAAAUGUGUAAUUUUCUGA